GCUGCCGAGGUCACGAAUCAUGUGACAGCGGCUUGCUGAGGAGACUGUCUUUGAAGCUGUCCCUGAAGUGACAGCAGACAGAACCCGGCAGGCCAGAAACCCAGGCGUGGAGAUUGAUCCUGCGGGAGAAAGGGGUUCGUCAUGGCGGAUGACCUAAAGCGAUUCCUGUAUAAAAAGUUACCAAGUGUUGAAGGACUCCAUGCCAUUGUUGUGUCAGAUAGAGAUGGAGUACCUGUUAUUAAAGUGGCCAAUGAUAAUGCUCCAGAACAUGCUUUGAGACCUGGUUUCUUAUCUACUUUUGCCCUUGCAACAGACCAAGGAAGCAAACUUGGACUUUCAAAAAAUAAAAGUAUCAUCUGUUACUAUAACACCUACCAGGUGGUUCAAUUUAAUCGUUUACCUUUGGUGGUGAGUUUCAUAGCCAGCAGCAAUGCCAAUACAGGACUAAUUGUCAGCCUAGAAAAGGAACUUGCUCCAUUAUUUAAAGAACUGACACGAGUUGUGGAAGUUUCUUAACCUGACAGUGGUUUUGAUGUGUACCUUAUCUUCAUUAUAGCAACACAAUAUCAAUCCAGCAGUCUUUAGAACACAGGAAUACUUGUAUCCACGUGCUCAAGAAAGGUCCCCUUUUUCCACCUUCUGCUAAAGAAAGAGCCUGUAGAUGUAAUUUAUAGACAGAUCGGUUGUUACAUUUUCUCCUGUUGGGUCUUUUCUUAUGUAGUGAGAUCUGGGAAUACCACAAAAAUGGUUCAGUCUAUCACAGCUCCCAUGGAGUUAGCCCAGUCACCAGACAUGGAUGAGAUUCUAGUCAGUGGAUCAGAAUCAAAAUGGUACAUUGAUCCACUGGAGCCAUUGAGUGUUCCCUGUUGUACAGUAUGCCCAGGUCUGCAGAAUGAAGCAGACUCUUUUUAUUGUGAAUAAUGAUAAGGACAUAUUUUUCUUCCGAUUAUGUUUUAUUUCUUUGCAUUGAGUGUGAGGAAGAUAAAAUGACUUAGUAAAAGUAAUAAAAUCAGUACAAUCACUAACUUUCCUUUGUACAUAUUAUUUUACAGUAUAGGGGAAUAUUACUAAUUGAUUCUUUUCAGAGGGUGCUGCUCUUUAAUGAAAAUGAAAAUUGUGGCUAAUGGUUUUUCCCCCAACUCUGCUUUCUAUAACGAAUCAGUGUUUUAAUGUUUGUGUGUUCUUUAUGAAAUUUAAAUAUGGUUUGUUAUUGAAUUCUGUUUCCAGUAUCAGUAUGUAUGUAAACAUGAUAGUGUAGCCAGUUUUUUCAUACAUGAGUAUAAAUAAAAUAGUAUUUUUAAAAAUAUAA
Messenger RNA from Propithecus coquereli (Coquerel's sifaka), 1309 nucleotides. RefSeq names its product late endosomal/lysosomal adaptor, MAPK and MTOR activator 3 (gene LAMTOR3). NCBI's taxonomy places the organism in Eukaryota, Metazoa, Chordata, Mammalia, Primates, Indriidae. The record is from RefSeq and is a predicted model, not a curated record. Bases 142 to 516 code for a protein of 124 amino acids. The transcript is spliced from 7 exons. Gene Ontology annotation, biological process: positive regulation of TOR signaling; cellular response to amino acid stimulus. Gene Ontology annotation, cellular component: Ragulator complex.